Misgurnus anguillicaudatus (oriental weatherfish) is the source of this 1534-nucleotide messenger RNA. It is a transcript of the gene dph5, whose product is annotated as diphthamide biosynthesis 5. Gene Ontology annotation, molecular function: diphthine synthase activity. Lineage: Eukaryota; Metazoa; Chordata; Actinopteri; Cypriniformes; Cobitidae. Gene Ontology annotation, biological process: protein histidyl modification to diphthamide. The record is from RefSeq and is a predicted model, not a curated record.
AGUGUCUACAUUUGACGGCAGCCGGCUGUCAGUUGCUCCGUAUGGCACCAUGUGAGAGAAGCAGAAAAGUGAAAACUUUGUAUAUUCAGAUAUUGUUUAAAUUACCUCAGUUUCACAUACAAGAUCAUAGAUAACCUUUGCGCGUCUUUUAAAAACCCGCGUAUAUUUGUGAUUAUUCGUUGUAUCUGGUGAUUUAGAGAUGUUGUAUUUAAUCGGUCUUGGUCUCGGUGAUGCUAAAGACAUCACUGUUAAAGGACUCGAGAUCAUCCGACAGUGCAGUCGUGUUUAUUUGGAGGCGUACACGUCCAUACUGACCGUGGGGAAGGAGGCAUUGGAGGAGUAUUAUGGUUGUGAGCUGCUGCUGGCAGACAGAGAUAUGGUUGAACAGCAGGCAGAUGAGAUCUUAAAGGGAGCAGAUGUUAGUGAUGUGGCUUUCCUGGUGGUUGGAGAUCCUUUUGGGGCCACGACCCACAGCGACCUAGUUCUUCGAGCGGUGAGUGAAGGGAUAAAGUAUCGGGUCAUCCACAAUGCUUCCAUAUUGAACGCGGUGGGCUGCUGUGGACUGCAGCUGUACAACUUUGGGGAGACCGUGUCUAUUGUGUUCUGGACAGACACAUGGAGACCCGAGAGCUUCUAUGAUAAGAUCAAGAAGAACAGGAAUAUGGGUCUUCACACGCUGUGCCUACUGGAUAUCAAAGUUAAAGAGCAGUCCAUGGAGAAUUUAAUGAGAGGUCGAAAAAUUUACGAGCCCCCCAGGUACAUGACUGUCGCUCAAGCAGCUGAGCAACUUCUGGAGAUAGUCCAAAAUCGACGGGAACUAGGCGAGGAACUGGCAAUGACCGAAGACACGAUUUGCGUCGGUCUGGCUCGGGUCGGAGCCGAGGAUCAAGCCAUCCGUUCCGGGACGCUGCGGGAGUUGGCCUCCUGUGACCUUGGAGGACCACUGCAUUCAAUGAUCAUCACUGGACACCUUCAUCCUCUGGAGGUGGACAUGCUGAAGCUUUUCAGCGGCUCUGAGGGAUUGAACACCUUGAAGGUGACCGACAGCUCCACGUAUGAUUCUUGAUUUGCAUCAGAAAAAAUGGUUCACAUGUGGGCACGGAGGAAACCAAUGCUUUGGUUAACAUGAUGGUCUUACCAGAGCUACUGUACAAAAUACAGUAAUAUCAGAUUUGACCUUCGCAUGAACAUUUGAGGUGCAGUCGGGCCAGGGUCGCGUGAUAUUUGACAUUAUUUUAUGUCUGGCUGUCAAAAUGAUGAAAUUAUAACGGAGGAAAUGAAAAAGGUUUUUGUGGGACAACUGCAUCUGGUUUGCGUUAGCGGCUCUGAAAAUUGAGCUUUUUUGUAAAUUGGCUUAAUGUAAUUGGAAAAAGUCGUUCUUAAUGAAACGUUCUCAUUGAGAAUGUAAAUAUAAUGAAAGACAGAGAUUAAGUACAAUAAAGACAUGCGACACUGCUGAUUAUAAACCCAACAUUUGGGUCGAGUAGUUUCAUCUGUGUUUUAUUUGUUCGUUUUCUCUCUUAAAAAAAAAUAU